AAGAUACAGCCAUCACAAUGUAAACAGAUGUGCUGCUGCCCUGUUAACCCAGCCUUGCAGAAAACUGUCUCCAGCCAAACAAUAGCAGCAAAGAAGGAUGGUCCCCACAUCUGUGGAGCGGCUUCGAGAGGGCCGUGGUAUUCUUGAGAAGGUUCUGCGCAGUGGUGCAAAGAUAUCUCAGAGAGGAGAGCCCUCGCCCACGGGUGACAGUGCUGCUGAGAGAGAUCCAGGUACUGCUGAUGGAGACACCCCAGAAGUUCUCAGUUCUGCACUCAAAGGACCAGCAGUUUACAGCCCUUCUAGAUACAGCUACCAGCUCCUGCAGUCUGACAGUCCCCGAGCAGAGUCCCAGGCUCUCCUUCAGCAGAGUUCCUCCCCCUACAGAGGACACUCUGCGCCGUCUCCUGGAUACAGCUACCGAGCAGCUCCACCAAGAACAGGACACAACCCCACUCACUGCUUGUCGGAAGUGUCCCUUUCAUCCACCUCCUAUUCCAGCCCUGCCCAUUCAGUUUCCACGGACUCCCCAGCUCUGUCUGCAGGGAAUUCUGGAUAUUACAGCAGCCAGCAGCACUCCGGAAGUAGCGUUAAUAGCAGCCUUCUGAAGAAGAGUCACUCUGCUGCUGCCAGUCCAACACAGCAGGUUGCUGCAGACUUAGUAUCCUUGGGGUCGGUUUCUCAGUCCUGCACAGGAGCAUCAGGUUCCAGCUCUGCUCCCCAAAGUUCCAGAUCAUUGCAGUCAGACUUGCGGACUAUCAGCCUGCCUAAUUCUGGGCAGCCUGCUCUCCACCAGAGCUCCAAAGGGUCAGGGGUUUCCAGUUCACAGCACUAUCCACACCGUGGGGGAGGCAGUGUCCAUCAGUAUAGACUGCAGCAGCUUCAAGGUCCAGGAGUAAAGACUCAGACAGGACUUUCCUAGGGUUGCCUGGAUUCAAGGAGAACCGAAUUGCCCAUAACUCCUUCCAGCUGCCUCUGGAAGUGGCUUCUGGGCCAAUGCUGGGAGCUUGCACCUGAUGCUGGGGGUGCAGGGGGUCAGAGGCUGGAGUAAAUGAGUAAGACUUGUGAGCAGAGGCAGCCUCUGCCCUCGGAGGAGGAUGCAUAUUUCUCUGAGGCAGAGACUGUAGCAAAGCUGGGUACAUUGCAGAAAAGCAAAUGGUUCUAAGUGCAAUGACUGUGAUGCAGCCUCUGUCUCCUGUCCUUGCCCAUAGCCGUACUCACUUGUGCAGUAAGGACAUCUUUUUAAGUAUGAAAACAAUUUAAAGAAAAAUCUGGGGGAAGUUAAACUCCAUUCCCAAAGCUCUCUUGGAGGUCAGGUUCUCAGUGCCUCGGGGGGAAGGCGGGGGGAGGGCUUUCAUACGUUACGAUCAUUCCAGUCACAACAGACCAGCACAUGCACCAGCUUUGGGCCUGGGCUGUGACCCCCCCACAACUAGACCCAUUUCCAUUGUGAUAGACUCCAAGAACUGGUCAGUUAGCACUGGGACUAGGAGAGAGUGAGGGUGUGUGAUUGUCGCUGACAGGUGGGUUUCGGGGCUCUGCCGGGUGUAACCAAACAGGGGUGGCUCCUGUGAAUGUCACUAACGGGGAUCUGUGAAUGUUUGUCACUAGCUGGGAAACUCUGAAUUGGUGUCGUGUGCUGCAGUGUGUAUCAUCAACAGGAAGGUCUCCAUGAACAUUGUCACUGUGUGAGACUGGGGGAGUUGAGUAGGGGUGACACUGGUGUCACUGCUCUGGGGGCUGUCCAAAUGAGUCAUGUUUGUACUGGGGUCUACGCGUGGGCUAUGGAGUGUGUCUCCCAGAGUGCAUGGUUGGUGGGGACUCCAGGCCUUGGUAAGUUGGGAGCUGUAGAUGUAAAGUAUCACAGAGUGAAUCCUCCCGCCUAGUGAGAGAGUGGCGCCAAAGCCAGCCCAAAGGGAGUGUGCUGUCAGUUCAGCUCCAUACAAUUGCCAGCUUCUUUCUCACUUGUUUACUGUAAUAUCAGGCGUGUUUUUAUUUAUCUAAUUUUAUAUUCAGUUAUAACCAUAUUAGGUUAGCUAAUAUACAACAGGUAGAGUCCCUGGUGCUGCAGUGGGCCUUCUCCUUUUUCUGUUGGACAAAAUAAUGCUGUGAGUCUGUCUCCCUCUUUCAAAUGCACAGUCUUCUUCCUUUUGUAGGGCUGUUACAAGUUCUCUAAUUCACAAUUGAAAUCAGGUGUAUGUUCAAGGUAGGGGAGACUUUUAAAAUAUUAAAACAAAGUAACUUUCUCCAACAGUCUGGCUGAGUAUGUGUUGGGGAUUGAACUUGUCACCUGGAAUGCGGGUGUCUCUGUAUACUGUAUAAAAUAGGUGUAAACUUCACUCAGUUUAGACCUGGGUGUGUAGUCUCCCAUUUCAUGCUGUGUGCAGCAUGGGGCAGGCAGGCUCUGCCCUGCCUAGUGGCAACAGUGGAUUUGGGGGUUGGGAGCAGCAUGCAGAGGUUCCAGCACCUCGGCAUGUGCAGGGUGCAGAAGAGAGGCACCCUGGAAAGCUCUUGGAAAGGUGGAGGCUGCAGCUUCUGACUCUAGUGGGGUUUUUACACCAUGCUGUAACAUUUGAACUUUCACAAGAGAUGUAAUAAUUUUGAUAAUAAAAAUACUUAACUUGAAAAUCAA
Messenger RNA from Gopherus evgoodei (Goodes thornscrub tortoise), 2629 nucleotides. Its product is annotated as histone-lysine N-methyltransferase SETD5-like. The record is from RefSeq and is a predicted model, not a curated record. Bases 98 to 919 code for a protein of 273 amino acids. The transcript is spliced from 4 exons. Lineage: Eukaryota; Metazoa; Chordata; Testudines; Testudinidae.